This is a messenger RNA of Mobula hypostoma (lesser devil ray), 6111 nucleotides long. RefSeq names its product nephronophthisis 1 (gene nphp1). Gene Ontology annotation, biological process: protein localization involved in establishment of planar polarity. Gene Ontology annotation, molecular function: protein binding. The record is from RefSeq and is a predicted model, not a curated record. Gene Ontology annotation, cellular component: cilium; cytoplasm. Lineage: Eukaryota; Metazoa; Chordata; Chondrichthyes; Myliobatiformes; Myliobatidae. The transcript is spliced from 20 exons. The coding region runs from base 73 to 2178 and encodes 701 amino acids.
GCCAUGGUGACGCCGUGAGGCGAUUUUCCCGGUAUACGGCGGCGGAGGCCUUGGAAUCGGGGCUGUUGUGCGAUGGCUUCCCUGCGGAAAGGGUCGUUGCGACUGGUGCAGGUGACCGCCAACAACCUGCAGGGCCAGGUUGAUGCCUUACUAAAGAACAUUAAACGUCCUGAACAGAGAGAGGAAGCUUAUCAGAGUUGUCUUCAAUUAAAGCAAUCUGUUGAUGAAACUUUGGACACUCUGCACAAGUUAAAGAAGGCAAAUGAACUGACUCAUGUAAAUAAUUAUGAUCAGCGGAAGCGAGCUGAGGAGAGGCGACUGGCAGGCAUGUCAGAAUUGCUUCGAGAGCUUGCUCGGAGACUGGAAAAAGAGCGUCUUAAGCAGAAAAUGGAGGAAGCUGCAAAGAACACAAAGGGCAGGGCCACUGCAGCAAAGCAGAGAAAUAAGAGUGAUGAAGAGGAUGAAGAUGCAGAAGAAGAUGACAAGGAUGAAAGUGAUAAUGAUGAAGACGUGGAAUCUGAUAAUAAUCAAGAUGCCAUUGAUCUAUUUGUUACCAUCAGUGACUUUCAAGCUCAGGAAGAACAUGAUCUGUCUUUUAAGAAAGGCGAUCUUAUAACAAUCCUUAAUCAGAAUCCUGAUGGAUGGUGGCUUGGAGUAAAUGGUCAAGGAAAGGAAGGCCUAGUUCCUAAAACUUAUUUACAGGUAUAUAGCAAACAGAGUCAGGGAACACUGGAUAAUAUUGAAGAUGAUGAGGAAAGUGAAGAUGAAGACGAAGAGGAUGAAGAGGAUGAAGACGAUGAAGAUGAUGAUGAGGAGGAAGACGAAGUUAAAAGACAAUACAUGAAAAGAAAAGUACAUGAAGUGCAGAGUGAAGAAUCACAAUCACACAUGUUAGCUGCCAAAAAGGUUGUUUCAGAGAUUACUGCUGUUGAUAUGUUAGCGGAAAAGGGAGCCAUUCCAGAAGGUUUCAGAGCAUCUACUCUUUCACAGCUGCUAACAGAAGGAAACAAAUUCCACAUGAGUUACUUUCUGCAGCCUACAUUGACACAAUCCAAAUUGUACUUUAAAGACCUUCAUUGGGACCAAUCACAUGGUGGUGUCCGCCCAAAGAAGACGCACAUAGAACUAUUGUUUACGCUGUGGAGCUGUAAAAUGAUUCCUUUGCCAGUGUCAGGUGUCCAGGUGCUAAGCAGACAUGUUCGCUGCUGUCUCUUCGAUGGUUUAAAGGUUGUCAGUAAUAUACAUACCAUCAGAGCAACUUGGCAACCAAAGAAUCCCAAAACAUGGACCUUUUCUCCAAGAGUUACAGGUAUACUUCCCAGCCUGUUGGAUGGUGAAUGUUUUGUGAGGUCAAAUUUACAGUCUCCUGAUAUUGGUAUUCUCUUUGAAGUGGGCAUUUCCUAUAUUUAUAGCUCAACUGGUCAUCGAGGGGAAUUAAGCUGUGGCUGGGUUUUUUUGCCACUCUUUACGGCUGAAGGCACUGCUAUUCCCCACAGGACCUAUGAAAUUGUAUUAAAUGGUGGAACACCUUAUGAAAAAGGCUUGGAAGUGGAUCCAAUACUCUCUAGAAGAGCUAACUUUUUUGAACAGAUUAUUGCAUCCAGGAAGCAACCUAAACUCCUAGUGAAGCUGAAGACACCAUCUGGUCAAAUGAGACAUAGCCUGAACUUGCUUCCAGAAACACUGGUUGGUCCCAAAUGCUACAUCCACUUAUUGGCCUUUUAUCGACAGUUACUUGCAGAAGCACUUCUUAAAGACAGAAUUAAUAUGCAAAGUGCCGAUCUCAUCUGUAACCCAGUGUUGGCAACGUUUUCAGAACUUGUGGAGCAAACUGAUAUUGUAGAUGCUUUAAGGAGUGCGUGGUCUGAGAAGGAAUUAACUGUGAAACGAUCAGAGAAGAGAGAUGAAGAAUUUAUGAGACGUUUAUUUGUCCAAGUGUACCAUGACAGUGUAUACCCUCUUCUUCGUUCUUCAACUCUCCCAGCAAACAAAUGGGCUGACGAGGAAGUUGAAGUUAGCCGGUGGAAGGACAUUGCUAACUUUUUACAGCAAACCCAAGAGAAAAAUGGCUCACUCUACAGUCUACUUUCUCCAGAGCAUACCUAUCAUGUUUUUGAUAUUUCAGAAGUAAGCUAUGAUUUCUUGGGAGUGACUCAAAAAUCUACUUCAUUGACAUAGCCAUGAGGCCAACUAUAAAUGAGAAUAGUAUUAUUUAAAGGUGGUCAUAAAAGCAUUCAAUAAUUGUUUGGAGAAAGGGACUGAAAAUAACCAAAGAUUGCUCAGUUAGUUUAGUCUUGUAAGCUUACUGAUAGUGCCUUGAUGCAUGAUUGUACGUUGUCAAAGGUUUGUAGAGCUUUUCCCCCUCUCAGAUCUGUCCUGGUAUUUCAGCAGGUACUGUAUGUUGGUCAUUUUUCCUGUAUCCUUUUGUACUCUUUCAAAUCCUGAUUAAUUUCAUUUUAAUUUGAAGUUUCUGCUGCAAUAGCCAUUAGUGGAACAUUUCAUAUAAGAAACGGGCAGGAGUAGACAAUUUGCUCUUAAAACCUAUUUUGCUGUUCAUCAAAAUCAUACCUGAUCUACUUCAAUACCAUUUUCUGCACUGUUCCCAUUUUCAUUGAUUCCUGUAAUACCUGGAAUUCUAUUGAUCUAUGUUUUGAAUGAUCUCUCUGACCUUCCACUGCCACUCUAUGUUCAUUGUUAGCAGAAUAUUUGGACAUAAACCUUCCCAAAACUUUUCACUGUGGUAGGCCUUGGCCAUUGAGGUGAGGGAUAUCAGCAAUGAUGAAAGCAAGUAGGGUGGAUGCAGUGAUACAGCCCUGAUUGACUACUGUUUUGACAGUGAAGGGUUCUGAUUAAGCACCACAGUUGCUGAGAGUUGUGGCUGACAUGUCAUCCUGCUGUAGCCUCAGUAUUUGUAAGUACUUGUCAGGUCAGCCAUGUCUGGUUAGUAUACACCAGAGCACUUGGCAGUCUAUGGCUUUGUCAUAUAUAUGAAAGCCAAAUACAACGGUUGCCUUUGUGCUCAGCAUUUUUCCUCUAAUUGGUGUGCUAUGAAGGUCAUACCUGUGUACCCCUAGAUGGGGAGAAACUACAUUGUGAUUCAGAAACCAAAUAGCGGAAGGAGUUGGUUGACAAGGAUACAUGCAAACAUUUUGCCUGUUAUUGAAGGGAGGAGCUGCCUCUGUAAAUGCCGCGAUUGGAUAUGGUCACUGUUAGAGCAUCCCUGAGCUCUGAGGACAGUUGUUCAUUUUCCCAGAUGGUGAUCCACCUUUCAUAAGGAUCUCUGCUGGGAUCCCAUCAGGACCAGUGGCUUUGUGGCCUUUCAGGCUCCUAAUGGAAUCAUGGACGUAAUUCAUACAGGGAGGUCCCCCCCUUGUCUUUUCUCACAGGUCUCUAGAGGAUUUGGUUAGUAACCCCCGGUUAGCAGUAAGAAGGUCUUGAAGCUUUUUCCAUUGAUUAUUGAUAUCCUUCUGAUCCUUUAGCAAUUCUUCCCAUCUUCUGAGCACAGGGGGUUUAAUCCGAAGUAAUUUAGGCCAUAGACUGCUUUGGUGGUACUGGUUACCAGAGUCUGCCAGUUGCUGGAUUUCCAGGCCUUUCUCAGUCCACCAAGAAAUCUAUAGCUCCCUCGCCCUGAGCUGGACAUUUGCCUUGGCUCUGGAGUAAGCUUUUCUUUUGGCCUUGCUGCCGAUGUCAUUCUGACGGGCACAAUUGGCUUUUCUUGGAGCUAAGUUGUUUUGUUUCCAUGUUGUUAUGAUCAAACCAAUCCUGAUACUUUCUGGACCCAAUAAUGUUUUUGCAGCUAUCAAGGAUGGUGGAUUUAAGCUCACCCUGAUAUUCUUUGAUAUCCUCUGGAUAUUCUUGUUGGAGAAUUUCACCAAACAAGGCCUGAAGGUGCCGUUGGGUGGCUGUAUCAAGCAGGGUCUUGUGUUUUAGCCUUGGCUUGCUCUGUUUCUUGAGAACCUCCUCUUUUUCAUGAGUCUGAUGCAUAUGGUGGAGCAGAUGAGGCAAUGAUCCAUCCAGCAGCCAUCUGUGCCAAUCAUGGUCCAUAUAUUCACAUCAUGGCAAUGCCACUGUUUAGAUCGGGGUGAAGUGUGCAGUGAAGUUCUAUCUUAAUAGAUGUCGGCAAAACAGCAGUUUUUUUUUGCUUAUUUAUCUACACUGCCAUUGGAUUGCUAGUGUAAAAUUGGAGCCAGUCAACUGCUGUACAUGGACAUAGAUUUGUAGCUACGCACAAUAAUACAGAUAUGUCGUGUGACUGAGAAGUACCUUAUGGAGAAAUCUUAUUACAAAAAUCAGAUAAUGCUCCUUGGUUUACAGAGGCCUUUCUUAUAGAACCCUUGUGUUUAUAUUUACAUAAUUUUGCUGCCAUAUUUUACAUUGACUGGGUGUGCAAAAAAUUAUGGUAGUUAUUUUUUCAAUCACUUCAUCUUAAAAGUGUAUAUUUGUACAGAUGACUUUUUAAAUCAUAUUAUGAAGGUACUUUCUAUACUUAGAUCAGUGAGGGCUGGUCUUUUAAGGAUUGUUAUAAAAUUAUUAUAAUUAAAGUUAACUUAUUUGGCAGAAAAUGUGAUUUGUAUCUUUGAAACAAAGGAACUGUGUAAUGACUUGAGUUAAUAUAGUGUAUUGUGACAUAGUACUGCACAGCUAGGAAGAACAUUUUUUAGCUUGGAAAUCCAAAGUGGAAAGUGGACUAAUAUUUGUCUAUGAAUCUACAAGUUGUAUUUUAUCAGUGCAAUUAACUAAUCCUUUUCCAGUUUAUCACUCCAGUCUCUCAGCAAAAUAAUACAGUCUGAUGUCUAAUCUUUUCAUCAUUUUGUUCAAACUAUUUUUUGUGGAGCAUUAUGUCUAGUAUUCCAAUUUCUGUACCUUAUUAAUAUCUGUGAUUUAAUUUUUGAGCUCGAUGAAAAAGGAGCAGAGUUUUGGAAAUACCAUUGGAAUGAGUAGGCAUCCCUAAAGAAAUUUAGAUUCAAUGUGUGAAAUUAACUAUGAGUGACCCAGUGAAAUCUUCUGUAGUGUGCCUUAUUUGUUUAAUUGUCUUGGGAUAAUGAUACACAAAGGAAAUUUAAUUUCAGCAAAGCUGUUACAUGUUCCACAAUGCAAUUUCUGCUGGACACAUUCUAUCUGAAGCCAGCUUUUCUUGUCCUCGCUUUUCUCAUAACCAUGAUGAUUAAAAUAAGAUAGCAGACUUAAGCCCAAGAUAUGUAAGACACUCAAGCUGCGCAUUGGGUAUAUGAGCAAGAUAAUGGGAUAUUUUUGUUCCAUUUUUUUAAAGGAGUUCCAAUUAUAUACUGGAUACUUUCUUUUGCUUUACUUUAUCCAGAAAUUGAAGAUUUUAAACCUAUGCAAGUCAGUUUUAACAAAGUAAGCAUGGAAGUCUGUCUGGAUGCACCAAUCCUUUGUAACUUAAACUGUGGCAUUCUGAAGAAAAUGCCUACUUAGAGGCAUUUAACCAGGAGUGUGGGGCAUGUGUACAGGAAGUGGCAUAUACAAUACAUAAGCUUUGUUCAUUCAUGCAUAGAAUAGUCAGCAUUUAUUGACAUCCCUAACUGUAUUGAGUAGAUAUCAAGUUGCAGGUGAAAGCAAAUAGAUGUGCUGCCCUUGGAGCUUGACUGAUAUUUUUGCUGUAGGAUUUGGAGUCAUUUACCAGGCAUCAAGUAAGACAAGGAGAUAAAGGAUGGGCAUCUAGGGCAACAUGUGAAAGAGAUGAAAAUAAAAUAUAAAGUGAAGUCUUCCACCCUGCAACGUUCAGCUGAAUAAGAGAAAUUCAUCUCCUUGGUUGAAGGGAGCAAGUAGUACAGGCAAAGAGAUUUACUGACAGUACAAACUCCCUCACAGGGGAUUGCUGAUGUUUUGUACCCACCUCAUAAAGCUCUCCGCAAACACCAUGGAUCAAUACCAGAGCAUCAAGAAGCUUUGAUCAUUCUGUGCUCAUCAUGUGCGAACAAGUCACCGACUGGAAGAACUUGGUCAACACAGGAAUUCAGAAUUUGCAUAUAAUCUCUUCAAAUUUGCUGCAGCUGAACCCAGGGUCUUACAGCUGCCAUGUUGGAGCAAACUUUGUCCUUGUUUUAUCUGACCCCUAGCACUGGUCAGAUAAAGAAGGAUAGAGUACCA